UUUCUCUUUGUCUUUCUUUGUCCUGUGAAUGCUAUACAAACUACCUCGAUGAAUGAAAAAAAUGCUGACGCUAUCGAAGUGAAAUGUAGAAACUUUCUUUUGGAACAUAAUAUCAUUGAAAAUCAUGCUGAUAUAAAAAAACGAGAAAAUGUCCUGAACUUAUUACGAUCAUUACUCUCUUCCUUUGUACGUCUGACUGCUAAAGAAAAUGGCAUCAAACGCGAUGACUUUGAAUGUCAACUUUUACCCUUUGGUUCAUAUGGGUUAGGUGGUUAUUUAAAAGACGCGGAUAUUGACGUUGUUUUAUUAGCACCUAUUUCCAUUCGUCGGCGCAACUUUUCCAAUCACUUUUCAAAACUAUUAAAAGGCCAUCCAAGUAUCCGUGAAAUCGAGGUUAUUGAACGAACCAAUGUUCCAAUUAUAAAAUGUGUCAUAGAUUCAAUUAGUAUUGAUAUAUCUUUUGUCCGAUUACGAUUAGCCACUGUUUCUCCUGAUAUCAACCUAUUGGAUGAUUCUUUGUUAAAUGGAUUGGAACAAACAUGUUUACUUAGUACUGAUGGACCACGUGUGAGCCAAUUUAUCCUCAAACAUAUCUAUCCAAACGAUUUACCGACGUUCCGUUUAGCUUUACAAUGCAUCAAAUAUUGGGCAAAUCAACGUUAUAUCUACAACAAACCAAUUGGCUAUUUGAACGGAGGCUCUUGGACAUUAUUACUCCUUCAAGUCUAUUUUACAAAAAGAGCUCAAUUCGAUUCAUCAUCACCAAAUAUGACUAUGGAAUUUCCACCACAACAGCAACGUCAGUCACCAUUUCAUUAUUCAUCGCCUCCAUCUUCUCCAACUUCCAUCUUGUCAUCAUCAUCUCUAUCAGCAUCAUCAUCAUCAUCUCAAGAAACAAGUUCUAUUAUCUCUCCUUCUCGAACUGUCUCCUUUAUAUCACUAUUGGAAAGUUUCUUUGAGAUUUGGUCGACUUGGCCCUGGCCUGCUCCUGUUAUUCUUACAAAAUCCAUACCCAAUGUUCCGGGACAACCAACUACUGAAAUAAGUUCGAUUACCACUAUGUCAGAAUUCAAAGAAUCUUUGUUACCCAUUGUCACUCCAUGUUACCCUGUCAGUAGUGCAGCUCCAUGUGUUACAAAAUCAACCUUACGUAUCUUGACAAGAGAACUCCAACGAGCCAACCAGAUUAUCCAUCAUCCCUUUCAUUCUUUAGAAGACAUGUUGAUCAAGUUAUUCAAGCCUUACAAUUUUAUCAAGGAGUAUAGGCAUUUCCUCAAGGUUACUGUCAGUUCUGACGUUAUGAAAAGUCAUGAAAUUUGGGGUAGAAGAAUGACACAUUAUCUCUAUCGAUUGGUGAAACUUGUCGAACAAGCACCUGAAAUCAAGACUGUUCAUCCUUUGACCAAGGUAUAUAAUGAAUCCGUUUCCUAUCGUACAAAAUAUGAGGAGGACUUAUUGAGACAAGGUUAUACCGUGUAUGAUACCGAUACUACUCUACCGUUAUUCCCUGGGAUCUUACAUAUGCAAUACUUUUUGAUUGGUUUGGAAAUUGAUGAAAAUUACGAUUUAGAAGAUGCAACAAUAGAUUUGACAAAUGAAAUAUAUAUGUUUGGUCGAGAAGUAGAAUCCAAGAAGAAUAGUAAGGAUUCAGAUGUGAGUGUUGCCGUAUCUGCCAUUAAAAGACGUGACCUAGCAAAUUUGAUCCAACGCUGUGAAACCAUUUAGUUUAAUGUAAUCUAACAUAGUAUGUUUUAGUAUAGUCUUUAUUUUUUAGUAUAAUAACGUAUUUAACUGGUGUGUAUAUAUGAGGUCCAAAUAAAAAAAAAAGGUAAUUGUCCGUGCGCACUGCUUC
Halteromyces radiatus is the source of this 1852-nucleotide messenger RNA. RefSeq lists its product as uncharacterized. NCBI's taxonomy places the organism in Eukaryota, Fungi, Mucoromycota, Mucoromycetes, Mucorales, Cunninghamellaceae. The transcript has 9 exons. Gene Ontology annotation, cellular component: nucleus. Gene Ontology annotation, molecular function: RNA binding; poly(A) RNA polymerase activity. The record is from RefSeq and is a predicted model, not a curated record. Bases 49 to 1725 code for a protein of 558 amino acids.